AGAAGCGGCGCAGCAGAGAUGGCGGCUGCAGGUUCGACUCCGCUCGGCCUGGCCCGCUCCGUCCACUGGUUCCGCCGGGGGCUCCGGCUCCACGACAACCCGGCGCUGCAGGCCGCGCUGCGGGACGCCAGCUCCGUCCGAUGCAUCUACAUCCUGGACCCCUGGUUCGCCGCCUCCUCCGCCGUGGGCAUCAACCGCUGGCGGUUCCUACUCCAGUCCCUGGAAGACUUGGACAACAGUUUAAGAAAACUCGGCUCCUGCUUGUUUGUGGUACGAGGGCAGCCAACAGAUGUCUUCCCAAGACUUUUCAAAGAAUGGGGAGUGACCCGUCUCACCUUUGAGUAUGACUCCGAACCAUUUGGGAAGGAGAGAGAUGCAGCUAUUGUCAAACUGGCCAAGGAAGCUGGCGUGGAGGUGGUGAUAGAGAAUUCUCACACUCUCUAUGACCUGGAUAGAAUAAUCGAGCUGAAUGGCCACAAACCACCUCUCACGUACAAGCGUUUCCAGACCAUCAUUAGUCGCAUGGAGCAUCCCAAAAAGCCAGUGAGCAGCAUAACAAGCCAGCAGAUGGAGAAGUGCAAGUCUGAGAUCCAGGAGAAUCAUGAUGACACGUAUGGAGUCCCAUCUCUGGAGGAGCUGGGUUUCCCCACGGAUGGUCUUGCCCCAGCAGUUUGGAAAGGAGGGGAGACGGAGGCCUUGGCCCGGCUGGAUAAGCAUUUGGAAAGAAAGGCUUGGGUUGCAAACUAUGAAAGGCCAAGGAUGAACGCUAACUCGCUGCUGGCGAGCCCCACUGGGCUCAGUCCCUACCUGCGCUUCGGCUGCUUGUCCUGCCGCUUGUUCUACUACCGCCUCUGGGAGCUGUAUAAAAAGGUGAAGCGUAACAAUACACCACCACUCUCACUAUAUGGGCAGCUUCUCUGGCGGGAAUUUUUCUAUACGGCAGCCACCAACAAUCCCAAAUUUGACCGUAUGGAGGGGAACCCAAUCUGCAUCCAGAUCCCCUGGGACAGGAAUCCUGAAGCCUUGGCAAAAUGGGCAGAGGGCAAGACAGGCUUCCCUUGGAUUGAUGCUAUCAUGACCCAACUGAAACAAGAAGGCUGGAUCCACCACCUGGCCAGGCAUGCUGUGGCCUGCUUCCUGACCAGGGGUGACCUCUGGAUCAGCUGGGAGUCUGGAGUCAGGGUGUUUGAUGAGCUAUUGCUGGAUGCAGAUUUCAGCGUGAACGCCGGCAGCUGGAUGUGGCUUUCGUGCAGUGCUUUUUUCCAGCAGUUCUUCCACUGCUACUGCCCUGUGGGUUUUGGGCGCCGCACAGAUCCCAGUGGUGACUAUGUUAGGCGGUAUUUGCCCAAGUUAAAGGGCUUCCCCUCACGGUACAUCUAUGAGCCAUGGAAUGCCCCUGAGUCAGUGCAGAAGGCAGCCAAGUGCAUCAUUGGGGUGGACUAUCCCAAACCCAUGGUGAACCAUGCAGAGACCAGCCGGCUAAACAUUGAACGCAUGAAACAGAUCUACCAGCAGCUGUCACGCUACAGGGGCCUCUGUUUGUUGGCCUCCGUCCCUUCCUGUGUGGAAGAUCUCAGUAUUCCAGUCACAGACCCAAUGUCAGGCCAGGGCAGCAGCACCAGUACAGUGCAGAGGCUGUUGCAUUGUGGCCAGACCUCUCCAAAGCGUAAACAUGAGGGAGUGGAGGAGCUGUGCACUGAAGAGCUGUACAAACGAGCCAAAGUGACGGGUCUGCACAUUUCAGAGAUCCCCAGCAAGAACUUGUGAACCCAGAGAUGGGAGAAUCACAAGGGAAGAAGAGUUGGGGUGCUGAAGUGUUCGCCACAGCAGUGGAGGGGUGCUGCUUCCAGAGGGAUCAGAGCUUUUGACCAACAGCUGAAAAUGUGGAGUGUCUGUGUGAAUGUGUAAUUCUGGUGGCUGCCACACAGAGAUAUUGCAUCACUUGUGCUUGAGUACAUUUUGGCUCAUUGGCAUACAGAAGCCCUGGGACCUAAACCUGUCUCUUCUCAGCCAAACCUGGAAUCUGCCCAGAUUGGAAAGGGGAAGAGUUUUCCAUUCACUCCCAGGUGUAUCUUUCCUUCCCAUUUGUCUCAUGCACUGGUCCAUUUGCUGCCUAAUUACAGGGAGCAGCAUCUGCAGGUCAGAAGAAAUAUUCACUCUUCCUAUUAAAUGGCAGGCAGUGAAUUGUCUGUCGCCCCAAAACAGGCCAAUUCUCCUGUCUGCAUAACAGGGUGCUCCCCAAGGCAUCAAGGAGGCAUCUGUUUGAACAACUCCAGUCUCAAAGCAUGUUGAAAUGUGCACCUGUAUGAGACAGUCAGCAAAGUAUUGGGAUUGGGAAAAGGAUGAAGCUGUAGUAAUGGGACAUCAGUACAGCAGUGACCAUGACCACCCUCCCUGGACCAGGGGACCCUUUAAGAUUCAUUGAGCAAAUAACAUUCAUACUGGUGCCUGAUCGUGACCCUGGCCAGUCUCCAAAUGGGGCAGAUGCCUAGAAUAGGCAGUUGAACGCAGGCUUUUGCCUCUAGGGGUCAUCUUGAGAGGAAAUUUCAAGAGAAGGGUGACUCUUCUGAGAAUAAGCCUAUGACUUGAUCAUAGGUGAAGCUUUCUCCCAGAAAUUUGCUCUUCUGAGUAGCAGAGAAAGCUACACCUGGUGGGGAAAACCAUUCUGGCCAUACUGGGGUCUGGACUUUACCCUUCCUGCACUUUUUCCUUCCUUAAGAAGCCGCCCUUUCAAACAAAGAGUGAGCAAUGUCCAGU
This is a messenger RNA of Terrapene triunguis (Three-toed box turtle), 2757 nucleotides long. It is a transcript of the gene CRY2, whose product is annotated as cryptochrome circadian regulator 2. The coding region runs from base 19 to 1767 and encodes 582 amino acids. The transcript has 12 exons. Gene Ontology annotation, biological process: entrainment of circadian clock by photoperiod; negative regulation of DNA-templated transcription; circadian regulation of gene expression. The record is from RefSeq and is a predicted model, not a curated record. Gene Ontology annotation, molecular function: DNA binding; FAD binding. Gene Ontology annotation, cellular component: nucleus; cytoplasm. Lineage: Eukaryota; Metazoa; Chordata; Testudines; Emydidae.